AUAUUUUAACCUUACAAAUAUCUCGACAUUAUCUAAAUAAAACAAAUGUGGAAACCGACCUCAAGAGAUAGCAUAUGUCAAUGUUCAAAAGGUUCCUCUUAACACAAAAUCGAAGAGAAAAUUGAAAGAAGUCAUCAUAUUCCAUAUGCAUUCGAGAUAGUUUUCAAUUAGGACAAGGUUGUUAGAAAUCGAACUCUCUUUACAAACAAGGAAGUUUUCUCAAGUUAGGAAGAUGCGUUAGAAGUACUUUCGUUAGAUUACUUUAUUCCAACCAUCUUCGAGAGUGAUUUUAGAAUGACCAAAAUCACCUUUGUUUGGCCGUUUUUAGUUAUUUUGAUCACGACGAACAUGUUUUGACCGUUCUAAAAUUACAUCAAAAGGGAUCUUCUUUCUCCAAUAAAGCUCCUCGCUAAAGCUGAUUUUGAACUUAAACUCACAGAUUGUCAAAAUUGAUGGCUUUUUGAGGAUUCUAAACACAAACUUCUGAAAAACUAUUGCUUGUUUCCACAAGAUAUGUACUACAAAGAAUCUUUCUUUAUGGCUUUUCUUGGGCAACAAGCACUAAAGCAUCUAGCCAAAGUGCAUAUAGAAUAAUUCCCAGAGCCCUCUCUCUGUUUCUAUUGGCUAAAACUAUCAGUGCGUGAACCAUUCGUUGUGUUCUAUAACAAGCAACCUUGACUUCAAGCCAUUGAUACUCACCUUCUUCAAACCUUCCUAGCAAUAAUCAAUCAUUUACCUUCGAAUCUGUUUAGAACUUCAUAAAAGAGUGCAGAAAUACCAACAAAGAAACAUAGCUUAACUACAAUUGGAAAGAUGGUUCCAUUGGUUAGCAAACUAUAUUGUUCAUCUACUGAGGUUGUGUAUGUUGUUAGGAAGAGACCACAUGUCAUUAACGGAGGAGGUUUCGUGGUGACAAAUUGUGAUCAGAAAGUUGUUUUCAGUGUUGAUGGGUGUGGGAUUCUGGGAAAAGCAGAGGAGCUGAUUCUAAGAGAUGAGAGGAGGGAUGCUUUGCUUUUGAUCCGUGGGAAGGGAGGGAUUUUUGAGGCUCUAAGCUUUAAUAAGAUAUGGAAUGCUUACCGAUACGACUUUCAAGGAUCCAAAAAGCUGGUUUUCAGCUUGAGAAAGCCCAAGUCAUGUCUUCCUGUGGACAAAGAUACUGGAAUUAGAAUCACAACAAAACCAAACCUCGGCAAGAAAGAUUGGGACUUUGAGAUCAGUGGAUACUUCCCUGGUAAAGAAUGCAGCAUCAUUGAUUCUCAAGGCAAUUUAGUAGCUCAGAUUGGAAAGAAUAAAAAGGCUGGAGUCCUGUUGAGCAAGGAUCUCUACUAUGUGUCAAUAAAACCUGGAAUUGAUCAGGCUUUUGUUGUUGGAGUCAUUGCCAUUCUCGACAACAUCUAUGGCGAAUCAACCAGCUGCUGAAUUCAUAAAAGGGACGACAAUCAAGAGGGGAGGAUGGUAAUUGCUCGUCCUCUUCCAUUUAAAGAAUGCAGCUCAAAGUUUCAGUUGUGAUUAAAUUGGAGAUUUGUGGCAGCACUCCAUUUCACGAUAGUCUCCAUGAACUGGGUCUGCAUUUUUUGUUAACUGCAAUCUAUUCUUCUAACUUUUGUAGAUGUCCGUGUAAAUGUAAUUAAACUUUUAGCUUCUCUAGUGCCUUUAAUCUUCCAUAUGCCUUGCAUUAGGAUGCUUGCUACCAUAUAAGAGUAGAUCAAGCAGGCCCUUCUCCUGGAAGUCAUUAUAACUGUGGGAAAAGAUGAAGGCAACUGUAGCAGAAUAUUCAAGAACAGAAACAAUAGAAUUAAAGAAUCAGGCGCUUGCAUAUCGGCAUUUUAGCAUUGUUGUCCAUCAAAGGGAAAACACAUACGGUCUACGUUACAUGUAACGAGCAGAUGAAAAUCAGAGAACAAAUUGCAGAUUCGCACUUCAGUGUUCCCUCUACAGAUAAGUUUCUGAGUGCUUCCUUCUAUACGUAUCAAGAACACUUUAUCUUCAAAUCACAACAACUACAAGGAUUGAGGGAAGAAAACGUAGAAACAAGCUUUUCCAUUCAAUAUGUAAACAAACUGUAGAUUACUUGGAUGUACAUGGAAUAUAAAGCAAAAUGAGCCCGUAAGGUUGAUACUUGUAAAUAAAAAUAUAAAUAAGUACCCGAUUAAUUUCUUCGACGUUCCCAUCUGUCCGAUCAUGAAUGCAUUCGCAGGGGGAACAUCUCAAAUAAA
Messenger RNA from Cucurbita pepo subsp. pepo (vegetable marrow), 2216 nucleotides. Its product is annotated as protein LURP-one-related 6-like. The record is from RefSeq and is a predicted model, not a curated record. NCBI's taxonomy places the organism in Eukaryota, Viridiplantae, Streptophyta, Magnoliopsida, Cucurbitales, Cucurbitaceae.